Molecule: messenger RNA, 1516 nt
Organism: Trichogramma pretiosum
Lineage: Eukaryota; Metazoa; Arthropoda; Insecta; Hymenoptera; Trichogrammatidae
Product: RIB43A-like with coiled-coils protein 2
Exons: 7
Coding region: 326-1474 (382 amino acids)
Source: RefSeq, a predicted model, not a curated record
UAUUAUUGACAUUAAUAUUUUUAUGAUGCUAAUGGAAUGAAUUUUUAUUAUUUUAAUGCGCUUAAUGGCAAUAUUGGGAGGGUGAAAAUUGGGAAGAGAGCGAUUAGCAAUUAGCCCCCACGCCCAUGGCGCAGCGCCUAUUAGUCCAAACGAUCCAUGGCAACAAAUUGCGACUUGCCCCAGGGGCUGUUUGACAUCAACGUUUGUUACACGUCGAGGGUUAUGUGCAAUCGAAGCGGCUAAAAAUUUUCGCAACGCGCUAAUAUCUUGUUUAUUUACAUUCGCUCUCGAAUGCAGCAGACCGGCACGAACGAGAUCGCGAAAAAUGCUGGAUUUUCAAAAACGAGCGGUCCAGCAAGAUCUGAAGGUUGCUGCGGCGAUCGAGCAUCGCAGACAGAUCGAGGAGGCUCGUAAGAAGCGAAUCUUCAAUCCGAGGAUUCGGAAAAUUGGAGUAGACAAGGAGUUUCUCGAUAAGCAAGUCGAAGAGAGAAAACGACUGCAGGACCUUGAAAAGGAGCAAGAAUGUCGUUUGGACCAGGCUCUCGUUCGCAACAGCCAACUAGCCAUUCUGCUUCAGAGGCAGCAAGACGAGGAGAGGCGAAAACUCAACAAGGAGAUCAACGCGUUUCGCCAGGAGUACCAGAAGCCCCAGUUGCGUCGAGAUUUCGAUCUCUACGACCCGAACUUGUUGAAGAGGUCAAAACCCCCACGGCAUCCCGACAACGAUGACAAUCUCGGCCUAGCUUCGGCUCAAAAAUUCGAGGGCGAAGAUACGAAUCUGGAGAAUCGUCGUCGCGAGCAGAAAGAGCAAAUGCAAAGUUGGAUCGUUCAGCAAGUGCGCGAGCGCAGAUUGGCCGAGCACGAGAUGCAAGAGGCCGAGCGAUCCUACCAGGAGGUCACCCUGGCUCGUGACCGACGAGCCCUCGAGCUCGACCACAUGGAGCGCGAGUGUCGCCGCAGACUCAGCCAAGCCACGGCUAGUUUCAACAAAGCUCUGGCCGACGAGCAGGAGGCGCGCAAACGAUGCAGAGCCGCGCAGGACUUGGAGGACGCCCGCGCCGAGAUCUACAACCACGUGACCGGCGACUUCCUUACCGAGGCUCCGGAGCAGGCGAUCAGCACCCGAGGCCCCGGUAAGCCCAUAGCCAGCCGCUACAAAGGUAUGAGCGCCGCCGAAAUCAAAGUCUUCCGAGACGAGCAGGCUCGACAGAUGCAGCAGAUACAGCUCAUGAGGCAAGAAGAAAACGUCAAAAACGAAGAAUGGAAUCGAUUGAUGAACAGCAACGCGAGGACGGCCGAAUCGUAUCAGCGCGACUUGGAUCGCAAACGAGCCGAACUGAACAAAAAAAUCGCCGAGGAAAAUUUGAAACUGGCCCAGGAGCAGAAAUCCAAACAAGAGUAUCUCAAUCGUCACGUAUACAAGGACAAACUCACCCCGGAUUUCUAUGCUCAAUUCAAUACAAGCACUCGAUGAAGCUACUGUCUCAUUUCUUAUCAAAUUUAUUUAAAAAAUUCA